CAGUGACCAAAACGCCGUCGUUUCACUCGAAUAUAUUCCCUUUCUAUGCUCGGAGCUCACAGUUCACUACUCAGAGAGUAGACGAUAAUGGUGCCUUUUGGCGGGAAAAAGGUGACCCAAAUUGUCACCGGCUUCGGCGGCAGUGGCCUCGGCCAGGUCGUAAUCGCCGUCGCCGUCUCCUUCCUCGUCCGCGUCUUCUCCGUCCCCGGCCCUGCCCUCUCGCCGGAAAACGACGAUGCACCCAACGACGAUUCCCACGACGGUGAAACUUCACCCUCCGGGAAGGUCACGCCGGUCACUAUCCGAUGGAGUAACAUCAACUGCUCCCUUUCUGAUAAAUCCUCCAAGUCCGUGAGGUUUUUGCUUAAGAAUGUGAGUGGAGAAGCGAAGCCUGGAAGAUUAUUAGCCAUAAUGGGGCCUUCAGGUUCAGGGAAGACAACGUUGCUGAAUGUUCUCGCGGGUCAGCUGGCCGCAUCGCCGCGGCUGCAUUUGUCUGGUCUUUUGGAGUUCAAUGGAAAGCCUGGUUCCAAGAAUGCUUACAAGUUUGCUUAUGUGAGACAGGAGGAUCUCUUUUUCUCGCAGCUCACUGUGCGGGAAACAUUGUCUCUUGCUACUGAACUUCAGCUUCCCAAUAUAUCUUCUGCGGAAGAGAGAGAUGAAUACGUGAACAAUCUCCUUUUCAAAUUAGGCUUGGUCAGCUGUGCUGAUACCAAUGUUGGUGAUUCAAAAGUUCGUGGAAUUAGUGGUGGUGAAAAGAAACGCUUAUCCAUGGCAUGUGAACUGCUCGCAAGCCCAUCGGUUAUAUUUGCUGAUGAACCCACAACAGGACUUGAUGCGUUCCAGGCUGAGAAAGUCAUGGAAACUCUCCAACAACUUGCACAAGAUGGUCAUACUGUAAUUUGCUCUAUACAUCAGCCGAGAGGUUCAGUGUAUAGUAAAUUCGAUGACAUUGUCUUGCUAACUGAGGGUUCACUUGUUUAUGCUGGUCCUGCUCGUGACGAACCAUUGACAUACUUCUCAAAAUUCGGGUACCACUGCCCGGAUCAUGUAAAUCCUGCUGAAUUUUUGGCUGAUCUUAUAUCCAUAGACUACAGUUCUGCUGACAGUGUCUAUUCAUCUCGAAAAAGGAUUGAUGGGCUUGUUGAGUCAUUCUCUCAAAGACUAUCUACAGUAAUAUAUGCAACACCAAUUACUAUAGAUGAUAUCUCAAAAAGUAGAAAGAAAAUCAGCCAGAGGACUGUAGCAAAGAAGAAAGGUGGUUGGUGGAAGCAAUUUUGGUUGCUCCUUAAACGAGCAUGGAUGCAGGCUUCACGUGAUGCUCCUACCAACAAAGUUCGGGCAAGGAUGUCAAUUGCAUCAGCAAUUAUUUUUGGGUCAGUUUUCUGGAGGAUGGGAAAAUCUCAGACUUCAAUACAAGACAGAAUGGGAUUGCUUCAGGUUGCUGCAAUUAACACAGCUAUGGCCGCUCUCACAAAGACUACUGGUGUGUUUCCGAAGGAACGGGCAAUUGUUGAUAGAGAACGUGCUAAAGGCUCCUAUUCCUUGGGUCCUUAUCUGUUUUCAAAACUGUUGGCCGAGGCUCCCAUUGGAGCAGCAUUUCCAUUAAUGUUUGGUGCUGUUCUGUACCCUAUGGCGCGCCUUCAUCCUACAUUGAUGAGAUUUGGAAAAUUCUGUGGAAUUGUCACUAUGGAAUCUUUUGCGGCAUCUGCGAUGGGUCUUACUGUUGGAGCUAUGGUUCCAACUACUGAAGCAGCUAUGGCAGUAGGCCCCUCUCUUAUGACUGUUUUUAUUGUUUUUGGAGGCUACUAUGUUAAUCCUGAGAAUACCCCAAUCAUCUUCCGCUGGAUUCCUAGUGUUUCUCUGAUUAGAUGGGCCUUUCAGGGACUUUGCAUUAAUGAAUUUAGAGGUCUUCAAUUUGAUCAUCAGCAUUCAUUUGAUGUUCAAACAGGAGAACAGGCACUCGAGCGAAUUUCCUUUGGAAAAAGUAGGAUUAUGGAUACGGUGGUAGCACAAAAUAGAAUACUGUUGUUUUGGUAUUGCACCACCUACCUUCUCCUGGAGAAAAAUAAGCCCAAAUACCAGCAACUUGAAACACCCCCUCUUGACCAUGAAAGACCACAUUUAGAACUGGAGGAGUUCAAUUCUGAACAACCUGACCAGACACCUGAAGCUCCACCCGUUAACCAAGUUGAUUCCAAUCAGCCCCUUGAGUCACCUGAUGUAGAUCCUGUUGGCCCUUUUAUGCUAGAAGGUGCUAAGUAGAUAUCUUUGCAAAGGAUCAUCUGCAAUUACUGAGACAGUAAGCCGUUUCCCAUAGAACAGGACCACAAUCACGAUGUCAUUAUUCGACAUCCAAAACAUCAGCUUGUACUUGUCACUAAUAAUAAACAGUGACUGGAUAAUUUUAGGCUGUAUCAUGGACAUGGUGGUUCAUUUGAUUAUAGCAGCUAUUUUCAUGCGGAAAUCAUCCUCAUUCUUGAUUGCUUUUUCCUUGAGAUGACUCAUCCCCUAAUUGUAUGUUCAUGGCUCUAUUUUUUGGCCUCAUGGUUUUAACUUGCCACCAUUAACUUGGGUUGGUUUUUCUUUUUAA
Molecule: messenger RNA, 2590 nt
Organism: Lotus japonicus
Lineage: Eukaryota; Viridiplantae; Streptophyta; Magnoliopsida; Fabales; Fabaceae
Product: ABC transporter G family member 7
Exons: 12
Coding region: 88-2262 (724 amino acids)
Cellular component (GO): membrane
Molecular function (GO): ABC-type transporter activity; ATP hydrolysis activity; ATP binding
Source: RefSeq, a predicted model, not a curated record